AUGGUUGUCGACACUUCACAGGAGGGAUAUUAUCAAUGGCUUGGUCUCAUCACAAUCACCGUCAUAUUCAACGCAAUCGUUCUGCCGAUGCGAGCGUCGUUCGAGCAGUUCCACAGACUCAACUAUGUGGCCUGGAUGAGCAUCGACAUGUGCAUUGAUAUUAUUUACUUGAUGGACAUAUUUGUGGGUAUACGGACAGGGUAUUUGGACCAAGGGCUACUUGUACGAGACACAGCGCUGCUGCGGCGUAUGUAUCUUCAUCGCAGGGACUUUUUCAUGGACCUGGUGAGCAUUCUGCCCACAGACGUCGCCUACAUGCUGCCCGGAUUGUCCAUACAAUCGGCCUGGGUCCGGAUGAAUCGGCUGAUUAAGAUCUACCGACUUUUCGAGUUCGUCGACCGCACGGAAACACGCACCAGCUUUCCCAACCUAUUCAGAAUCUCCACCCUCACCAUCUAUAUACUUGUCUUAAUCCACUUAAAUGCCUGCAUCUACUUCGCUUUCAGCACCUCGACAGGUCUGGGCUCAAACUCGUUUGUUUACCCACCACAUCCGUCUGAUGAGGUCUCCGAGAGCCAAUUCAACCUAACUGAGCGAUGGAACACGCUCUAUUCCAAGUAUGUGUAUAGUUUCUACUGGUCAACCCUAAUUCUUACUACGAUUGGUGAGACGCCCAGGCCAGUCCAGGACAGUGAGUACAUCUUCAUAACGAUUGACUUUCUCGUUGGGGUGCUGAUAUUCGCUACAGUCGUGGGUAAUGUCGGUUCCAUGAUCACUAACAUGAACGCUACCAAGACAGAGUUUCAAAACAAGAUGGAUGACGUCAAAAGGUAUGUACAAAAAUUGGACCCUGUUAUUCUUAUAUCCAAGGCCAUUAACCGGAUUUGCGUUUAG
Messenger RNA from Protopolystoma xenopodis, 894 nucleotides. Lineage: Eukaryota; Metazoa; Platyhelminthes; Monogenea; Polystomatidea; Polystomatidae. The record is from the annotation of a GenBank genome assembly.